AUCGAGGGGACUGGUGGUGGAAUGGAGAAGUUCAAGGGAAGGUGGAAGCAAAGAAGGUGGCGUAUGCAAAGUUGAUAGAAAGCAAGGAUGAGGUGGAGAAGUGGACGAAUAGGGAACUUUAUAAGAUGGCGAGGAAGGAGGCGAAGUUGGCGGUUUCGAUGGCAAAAACGGCAGCUUUUGAACGCCUUUAUCGAACUAGAGGAGAAAGGCGGGGAUCGAGAAAUUGUUCAGGCUAGCCAAGGCGAGGGAGAGAAAGGCACGUGAUGUGGAUCAAGUGAAGUGUAUCAAGGAAGAGCAUGACAAAGUAUUGGUAGAGGAGACUCUCAUUAAACGGAGAUGGCAGUCAUACUUCCACAAACUCUUGAAUGAAGAAGGGGACAUAGACAUUGUGUUGGGAGAUUUAGAACAUAUAGAAAGGCGUCACGAUUUUGGGUAUUGCAGAAGUAUUAAGUUUGAGAAGGUUAAGGGUGUUGUUCGUAGGAUGCACAAGGGAAGAGCGACCGGACCUGACGAGAUUCCUGGGGAAUUUUGGAAGAGCGCAGGCUCGGUAGGUUUGGAGUGGCUGACUAGGUUGUUUAAUGUCAUCUUUAAGACGGCAAUGAUGCCUGAAGAAUGGAGAUCGAAUGUAAUGAUCCCUCUAUACAAGAACAAGGGAGAUAUCUAGAGUUGCAACAACUAUAGAGGUAUCAAACUGCUAAGCCAAACUAUGAAAAUGUGGGAAAGGGUGGUGGAGAUGAGGGUGAGGAGAAGCGUGUCUAUUUCAGAGAACCAGUUCGGAUUCAUACCGGGACGCUCAACUACAGAAGCCAUCCAUCUUGUAAGGAGACUGGUGGAGCAGUAUAGGGAGAGGAAGAGGGACUUACACAUGGUAUUCAUCGACCUAGAAAAGGCUUACGACAAAGUUCCAAGAGAGAUCCUAUAGAGAUGCUUGGAGGCUAAAGGUGUACCUUUGGCGUACAUUAGGGUGAUCAAAGACAUGUAUGAGGGAGCCAAAACCAGGGUAAGGACAGUAGGAGGAGACUCAGAGCACUUCCCAAUUGUGAUGGGGUUGUAUCAGGGAUCAACUCUUAGUCCGUUUCUAUUUGCCUUGGUGAUGGGUGGAUUGACGCGGCAAAUUCAAAGUGAGGUGCCAUGGUGUAUGCUUUUCACGAAUGACAUAGUCCUGAUCAACGAGACUCGAAGCGGAGUUAACGCUAAAUUGGAAGGUUGGAGACAUACCUUGGAGUCUAAAGGGUUUAAGCUGAGUAGGACCAAGACUGAGUACUUGGAGUGCAAGUUCAAUGAAGCACCUCAGGAUGUUGGCGUGGGAGUGAGGCUUGGUACCCAGGCCAUCCAGAAGAAAAGCAGCUUCAAGUAUUUUGGGUCUAUCAUGCAAGGCAGAAAGGAGAUUGACGAUGAUAUCAGACAUCGUAUUGGGGCAGGGUGGAUGAAAUGGAGGCUCGCUUCCGGGGUGCUAUGUGACAAGAAGGUGCCACCACAACUUAAGGGCAAGUUUUACAAAGUAGUGGUUAGACCGACUAUGUUGUAUGGGGCGGAGUGUUGGCCAGUUAAGAUCUCUCAUGUUCAAAAGAUGAAAGUUGCCGAGAUGAGAAUGUUGAGAUAGAUGUGUGGGCACACCAGGAGUGACAGGAUUAGGAAUGAGGCUAUUCGGGACAAGGUGGGAGUGGCCUCGGUAGAAGAUAAGAUGCGGGAAGCGAGACUGAGAUGGUUUGGGCAUGUGAAAAAGAGAGACGCAGAUGCCCCAGUGCGGAGGUGUGAGAGGUUGGCUAUGGAUGGUUUCAGAAGAGGUAGGGGUAAGCCGAAAAAGUAUUGGGAAGAGGUGAUUAGACAGGACAUGGCGCAGUUACAGCUUACCGAGGACAUGACCUUAGAUAGGAGGGCUUGGAGGACCCAGAUUAGGGUAGAAAGCUAGUAGAUAGUCUCGUUAUCCUUCCUUAUUAGUAGGCGCAUUAUCGCAGUAUAAUUUUUCGUGCUCUGAUUUCUGCUAUUAUCUAUUAUUUCCUGUACUUUGAUUACCCUAUUUUAUCUGUGUCGCUUUUGUUA
Molecule: messenger RNA, 2043 nt
Organism: Lycium ferocissimum
Lineage: Eukaryota; Viridiplantae; Streptophyta; Magnoliopsida; Solanales; Solanaceae
Exons: 1
Coding region: 977-1603 (208 amino acids)
Source: RefSeq, a predicted model, not a curated record